AUCGAAUCAUUGAGCAUUUCAUUUACAAAUUUCCGAAGCCGGCUAAAUAAAGUUAGCGUUCUGCGCUAUUGUUCCACAAUGGCCUGUGCACAGGAUCAAGAUAACGAUAAUGAUUUGAUUCGUAUCACACAUUAUAUCAAUCCACAUAAUUUUUGGUUCAAACAUGAUUCUGCGUAUUUGUACAACGCCGAAGAGCAAAAAUUUCUGUUGGAAUUGAACGAGUACUGUGAAAGCACUUAUACUAGGGGGAAAAUUGCGGAAUCAUACAUCCCGCACCGUCAGGGCGAGUUGGUAGCGGUGUUUUACUUCCAGCAAGCACGCUGGAUCCGGGCAGAAGUGGAUGAAAUUCAGCAGGAACUCGGUGGCCAGAUUCAUUGCAACUUGUGGGCAAUCGAUGAAGGGAUCCCGGUGAGGACAAACUGCAGAUAUAUUAAACCACUUCCCGAGAGAUUUGCAGGAAUGAGCACUAAUGUACGACACGGAGGACUUGAGGGAAUACUGCCCGCAGAAUCGGCUUAUGAUUAUUUGCAAGGAUGUAGCGUUACCAAAAUAAUUCAGGUAUGGAGUCAAGGCGUGGCACGCGUUUUUGAGAGUUGUAUUGAAGAAGCAGUAUCAAUUAAGUUCUAUAAUCUUCAUCGGCAUCAAGUGACAGGGAUCGAUAUGUACUUUGGCACAAUGACCAUUACAUCUCAUCAGAAUGUUACCAAUAAUGCUACAGAUUUGCUGAAGAAGGCAGGGGGGAAAAUGGUGAUGCUUGUAGAUAACGCGGAGUUCUAUGAUAAACUUCCAUACUUGAAAACAUUGCACAUGCAGCGCUUCGAGGAUAACGAGCAACGAGAGAACACGAAAUACCAUACAAAUACAUUUCGUCCAGAAUAUUCACGAAGUGCGGUGCGGUCCACGGGGAAGAUACGCUCCGGAAACACUGAUAUAAUUGAACAAGCUCGCGAGAAGUUUUUCGAAUGGGAUAAACGUAAUACGGCGUCUUCCAUAGUUACUACACAUAGAUCUCACCAAGAUUACGACGAGAUACCUCAGAGUGUAGUAUCUCAUGGACCGUCUCAACAUAGAAAACCAACAGACGAACACGAGUUAGUAUACACCGAACUAAUUAACGAGUCGUUAUCCGACGAUGAAGGUGAUCUUCCUAAAAGUAAUAUUAGAAAUUCAGCUCCAAUGAGCCAAUUAACGGGUAAUUCGUCGUCAAAUAAAGGUGCCAUUCAAGGAAACACAUCAAUCAAGCAAGCCAACAAAGAUUUUCACAACAAUAACUGCGUGAAAACAUCCGACGUAAUGUCAGCCUUGCAGAAGAUAAAAUUACGACGUCAAACUCCGAAUCAACGGACAUCUUCGGACAAACAGAGCGCAGUUGGCUCCCAUAGAUCAUCCGUUGGAGCAACCUCGACGCUGAACAUUGUUCCGGCCGGUUUCUGCUUGGGGAACGUGGAGUUCACGGACGGAUCGGUUGUGCUUGGUGAAAAAAACACUGCGCCAGAUAAACGACGAUUCACGAAGGAAAUUCCCGAUCGUAAUUCGGCGGUAGGGGCGAGGAAUUGGGGGACGACGAAUUCGAAGACCGUCAUUAAUAAAGCGAAAUAUAAUAACUACGGUGAGGAGCGCGUUUCUACCUCGUUCGGAAAGAAAAUUAAUCGAGAAACGGUGAUGAAACCAACUGAACCAAGUGACGACGAUGAGGAGCAGUGGUAAAGAGAACUGAGAGCAAAAAAUGUACAUUGGUUUCUGGAUUUCAGACAGCUUGUCGUUUAAAACAAACAAAAAAACAAAAACAUGAAUUUUGAAAUUGAAUUUCCAAUAACGACAAACACAUACUUGGGUUUAAUCGUUUGUAGACAUUACAAUGCUCAAUAAGAAUGUUAUCUGUGAUUGACUUAUACAUUAUCGUAAUCCUUUUCAUCAAUAAUCAAUAUAUUUCAUUCUCAAAAAAUGUAACUUGAAGAUGGUCGAAUAUAUAAUUCGGCGUUCGCGAUUGCACUUGUCUGUGUAGAUCCGUGACUGGAAAAAUAUUCCAAAUGAAAUAAACGUUACGGAAGUAACCAUAAAGAAAAAAGCGUAAUAUCAUGAAAGUACUGGAAAUAUGCUCACGCGGAAAAACCCCAUGGGUAAAAAUGCCACACGGGAAAAAUUGCAAGUUUUAUUAUGAAUUAAUUUUUCCUAAUGAAAUUUAUUCUGAAGGUAAUGUAAUUGGGGCGAAGGUUAUUACAUUAACCUCAGAAUAAAUAAUAAUAAUAGUAGAACAUGUUCUACUAAUAGUGUUUUUUUUUAAAUAGUGUUCCCUUUGUUCACGCCUUCAUUGAUGUAAGUACAGUGCACCCUAGGUUAACGGUGACGCUGUUCUAUAGUAUUUUCUACAUCCUUCCAUCAUCUAGCGCAGCGGUACUCAACCUUUUUUCCAUAGGGGCCACAAACACGUGUUAGACAUGGUAUCGCGGGCCGCAAAGGAAAAAAAAAAGAUAAAUGAAGAAUGGUGAUGUUCAAGACACGACCGCAGUGUUCACAUAGAACUACGGCCCUAUUCUGUAUUUCGAUCGAUUCGAAAUAUUUCGAACUACUUGAUAAAAUUCCAUUUUGUAUUCCGUUCGAGUUGUUUUUGCAUUUCUUUUCGAUUUGUGGCUCUUCCAACAUUAAAUGGGCAAAACGUUCGAAAUAGGGUAUAUGAAAUUAUAACUCGAACGAAAUGAUGGUUUCGAUCGAAAUGCAAAUCCGGCGGAAUGUAGAAUAGGUGUGAUUGAAGGCGAGCACAAACAUUGAAGAAAUUUAAUAAUAAAACUUUUUGAUACAAAUAUUUGAUAGUAAUGACAUGGGCCGACAAAUGAAUGCUUUCACUGAGUGAGGAGAACGCAGAACGAAACAUCUCAGCAGCAGCAAAACGGUAACAGAAAAUCCGAAACAAAACUUUAAUGUGGUGGCUACGGAGCCGAAAGCAAGACCUUCGAAACAAAAUUUCAACUUCAGUUUUUCACCGUAGAACACAACUCUCAACGAUGAAAAAUACCUUACGUCUCUUUCAACCCGAAAACAAUGAGAUCACGAAGAUUGAAUGAUCGAUUGAAAAAAUCACAAAUCAGUCAUUCACGAUUUAUCAGUCGCCCAAACAGCAAGGCUUCCCCCCAAAUAGUAUUUCUUAAGGCCGAGUUGUUUAGUUUGAUAUUUCAAAUUGAUCUUUUUCAAGGCUAGAGUUUAUCCAAAUACACUCCUGAAUUCACAGAAGCUCUCUUCAGGCAAACAUUAAUAUAAAAUAGAUUUUUAGAAUGCAUCGAAAAUUCUCAAAUAACUAUUUAGUCGAAAGUUUUAGAUGCCCU
Molecule: messenger RNA, 3320 nt
Organism: Toxorhynchites rutilus septentrionalis
Lineage: Eukaryota; Metazoa; Arthropoda; Insecta; Diptera; Culicidae
Product: putative ATP-dependent RNA helicase SoYb
Exons: 3
Coding region: 79-1707 (542 amino acids)
Source: RefSeq, a predicted model, not a curated record